AUGCCUGUCCGGAGGGGUCAUGUUGCGCCACAAAACACAUUUUUGGGAGUAAUAAUUCGGAAAUUCGAGGGACAAAAUAAGAAAUUCAUCAUAGCCAAUGCCCGGGUGCAGAACUGCGCUAUCAUCUACUGUAAUGACGGCUUCUGUGAGAUGACGGGCUUCUCCCGGCCGGACGUCAUGCAGAAGCCGUGCACUUGUGACUUCCUGCAUGGCCAGUUCACCAGUCGGCACGCAGUGGCCCAGGUGGCCCAGGCGCUGCUGGGCUCAGAGGAGCGCAAGGUGGAGAUUACCUACCACCGCAAGGAUGGUUCAAACUUCCUGUGCGCCACCCAUAUCAUCCCUGUGAAGAACGAGGAGGGCGUGGUGAUGAUGUUCAUCCUUAACUUUGAUUACAUCCUGGACGAAGGCAGCAGUGACUCACUGGAGAAACUCAACCACACCUCACCAUCCAAAGCUCACCAAUGGAAAGGAAGAUUCUUUCGCUUCCGUUUCCCGGCCUUACCUCUCCUGGGCAUCAGCAAGCAGUCUCUGCCCCAGGAAGACCCCGAUGCCGUCAUGGUCGACUCCCCUCGCCACAGCGACGGCUCCGUGGCCACCCGCGACUACCAACUCCCCACCACCCGCGAGAGCUGCAGCCCGUCCUACGCCAACGACACCCGUGCCCUCAUCGGCCCCAGCCACUGCUCCACCCCCGUGUCCGGGCCUUUGGACCACUCGUCGCCCAAAGGCCCCUGGGACCGGAUAUACCCUGACCAGGCCGUCGCCCAGACCGAACACCAGAGCCAGGAAGACACACUCAUCGCUGCUCCGUCAAUCCCGGGCCUCACUCCAACCGCCUCCAGAGAGACCGUGUGCAGUAUUCGCAGAGCCUCCUCCGUACAUGACAUCGAAGGAUUUGGGUCCAACUCCAAGACGGCGUUCAGGGACCGGCACGCCAGUGAAGACAAUGGCCGCAAUAUCAAAGUGUCUCGCUCCUGGAUGGCUGGGGGGCCACUCAGCCAGAUCAAAUCCAGCCUGCUCGGCUCCACCUCCGACUCCAACCUCAAUAGAUACAGCACCAUCAAUAAGAUCCCCCUCAUCACUCUCAACUUCUCCGAGGCCAACAACGAGAAGAAGUGCCCAUCCCCUCCAUCCUCUGAGAAAACCAUCAUUGCCCCAAAGGUCAAAGACCGCACACAUAAUGUGACUGAUAAAGUCACACAGGUUCUUUCACUGGGCGCAGACGUGCUGCCCGAGUACAAACUCCAAACGCCACGCAUCGACAAGUGCACCAUCCUUCACUACAGCCCCUUCAAAGCAGUGUGGGACUGGCUGAUCCUGCUGCUGGUCAUCUACACGGCCAUUUUCACACCCUACUCCGCUGCCUUCCUCCUCAACGACAUCGAGGAGCAGAGGAGGCGGGAGUGCGGCUAUUCCUGCUCACCGCUCAACGUGGUGGAUCUGAUGGUGGACAUCAUGUUCAUUGUGGACAUCCUUAUCAACUUCAGGACCACGUACGUCAACGCCAAUGAGGAAGUGGUCAGCCACCCGGCCAAGAUUGCCAUCCACUACUUUAAAGGGUGGUUCCUCAUAGACAUGGUGGCCGCCAUCCCAUUUGACCUGCUCAUCUUUGGCUCAGGAUCAGAUGAGACCACCACUCUGAUUGGUCUGCUGAAGACGGCCCGUCUGCUACGGCUGGUGCGUGUGGCCCGUAAACUGGACCGCUACUCAGAGUACGGCGCCGCCGUCCUCAUGCUGCUCAUGUGCAUCUUUGCCCUCAUCGCACACUGGUUGGCCUGCAUCUGGUACGCCAUCGGCAACGUGGAGAAGCCUUACCUGGAGCAUAAGAUCGGCUGGCUGGACAACUUGGGCGUGUCGAUAGGUAAAAAAUACAACUACAGCGACCCGAGCUCUGGCCCCUCCAUCAAAGAUAAGUAUGUCACAGCGCUCUACUUCACCUUCAGCAGUCUGACCAGCGUGGGCUUUGGGAACGUCUCCCCCAACACCAACUCCGAGAAGAUCUUUUCCAUCUGCGUCAUGCUUAUUGGAUCUCUAAUGUACGCCAGCAUCUUUGGGAACGUGUCCGCCAUCAUCCAGAGGUUGUAUUCAGGUACAGCCAGGUAUCACCUCCAGAUGUUGCGGGUCAAAGAAUUCAUCCGCUUCCACCAGAUCCCAAACCCGCUGAGGCAGCGGCUGGAGGAGUACUUCCAACAUGCCUGGACGUACACCAACGGCAUCGACAUGAAUAUGGUCCUGAAGGGUUUCCCAGAGUGCCUGCAGGCAGAUAUCUGCCUCCACCUCAACAAGAACCUCCUGCAGGGCUGUAAGGCGUUUCACGGAGCCACCAAGGGCUGCCUGCGGGCCCUGGCGAUGAGGUUCAAGACCACACACGCACCCCCCGGAGACACCCUUGUCCACAGUGGAGACGUGCUCACUGCGCUCUACUUUGUCUCACGCGGCUCCAUCGAAAUCCUUAAAGAUGACGUAGUGGUAGCCAUCCUGGGGAAGAACGACAUCUUUGGCGAGAUGAUCCACCUGUUCGCCAAGCCGGGGAAAUCCUGCGCAGACGUGCGGGCGCUGAGUUACUGCGACCUCCACACCAUCCAGAGGGAGGAGAUUCUGGAGGUGCUGGACAUGUAUCCGGAGUUCGCCGACCAUUUCCUCACCAACCUGGAGCUGACCUUUGACCUCCGUGAUGAAAACCCCAAGACGACCAACCCACAAGCCAGUGAUUCUAACAUAGAUGACGUCACGUAUGGAAGACGGGUGUCUUACAGAAGAAAAUCCUCCACAGGCUCCCACAACAAGGAGCCGGUGGCCACAUACUGCAACACCCAGCAGAGGAGGCAGAUCUACGCCUCCACAGCAGCCGAGGGGAGGAGAGAUUCCGCCGACGAGGGAGAGGAGGAAGAGGAGGAGGAGGAGGAGGGCAGGGAGGAGGAAGAGGAGCAGAGGCCGUUGUGUUCCGGUGUGCUGGGCUACCCGGUGGUUAGGGACCACGCCCUGGGCCUCGGGCUGAGCAGUGCUCCUGACGCACAGGCUGGAGACAACACACAAAGCCACACAUAUAAAGAGCUCCAUGCGGAUGAAUGGGUGCGUCAGCGUCCCAGCGAGGGUGUGGAGGAGUCAGCUCCGUGUCGAGAGGCGCCAGCUGGGGAGGACGACAGCGACACAGAACUCACCUACGGAGAGGUGGAGCAACGGCUGGACCUGCUGCAGCAGCACCUCAACAGACUGGAGUCCCAGAUGACAGCAGAUAUACAGGCCAUCCUGCAGCUCCUCCAGAGGCAAACUGCCGCCGGCCCCCCCGCCUACAGCACUGUCAGCUCCAGUCCAGAGUACCAGAGGCCAGCCAUCAGGGUGCAGCCACUGUCUGCCAUCCAGACAGAUCUCAGCCUUGCUCCUGCACCACCUCGGCCUCAGAGCCCUGAUCCAGAAAAGACCCCAAACAAAUCCAAAGACACCUCCCCAGUCCUCCUCCACACAGAGACUCUUCCAGAUGGGAACUUUGCUGAACUGCUCGAGAGCGAAACGGACACAGAGCAGAAACACAACGCAGACUCUGUAGAGCAGCAGCAGCAGCACCAACCAGAGCCACCGAGGUUCCCAUCAGGCCGACAAGCCUCGCUACCUGAAGUCCCCAGCAGCUCAGGAAUGUUGGGACUCCACAGGCCAGUUUCUGACCCGGGGCUUCCAGGACAGUAG
Messenger RNA from Scomber japonicus (chub mackerel), 3684 nucleotides. It is a transcript of the gene kcnh7a, whose product is annotated as potassium channel, voltage gated eag related subfamily H, member 7. Bases 1 to 3684 code for a protein of 1227 amino acids. The record is from RefSeq and is a predicted model, not a curated record. Gene Ontology annotation, biological process: potassium ion transmembrane transport; membrane repolarization during action potential. Gene Ontology annotation, molecular function: inward rectifier potassium channel activity. Gene Ontology annotation, cellular component: membrane. The transcript is spliced from 18 exons. Lineage: Eukaryota; Metazoa; Chordata; Actinopteri; Scombriformes; Scombridae.